Messenger RNA from Acytostelium subglobosum LB1, 1503 nucleotides. RefSeq lists its product as hypothetical. Gene Ontology annotation, cellular component: RAVE complex. Bases 1 to 1503 code for a protein of 500 amino acids. The record is from RefSeq and is a predicted model, not a curated record. The transcript is spliced from 5 exons. Lineage: Eukaryota; Evosea; Eumycetozoa; Acytosteliales; Acytosteliaceae.
AUGGCAGAUAUUGUAUAUAGUGCUGAAUCAGAAGAGUACAGCAGAACAGAGAUCACUCUGAUGCAGAUAGAGGCAUCAUGGCUGAUAAAGAAAGAGGUACCUGUUGUCUGUAAACGUGUAAAGAGGAUAUUAGAAAGAUGUGUAAACUUGUUGAGACCAGAUACACAGAGUAGCAAGGCACAGAGUGAUAAUGUUGAUGACUCUACAGCGACUUCACAGACAUCAUCAAAUACAGUGGACAUUAAUAAUAUAUUCUUCAAUGCCAAGACUGCCACUGCUUCAAUCCCAUCAUCUCUCGGUCUAAAUGCAACUAACCUUACAUCAUCAAGAAGAGGCAGUUCAGACACUAGAGCAAUCGAUAUGUCGGCAGCUUGUAAUCAAGUCAACAUUGAAGAGUUGGAUGACAUCUAUCAAGAUCAAUCAAUCGAGAACAAACCAAUCAAUAUUGAUACUCCAGAGGGCACAAGAGGUACAUUGCAUAUCAAUGGAUGGCUAGUAGAGUCACCAGAGUUGAUGAUCAGGUUCAAUAAGCCUGCCAAACAGAACUACACUGUGCCAGUGUACAAGACAUUGAUCAAUAAGUCACAUCCAUGGAGAAUACAACAGAUACAGAACUCGAACAACUAUCUCCACUUGAUCCUCACAGAGAUCAACAGUCUGCUCGUCUUUGCCGAGUCGUACACUCCACUCGACAGCUAUCAAUUGAACAAUCAUCAUGGUCAUCCAGGCAAUCACCUGUCAUCUUCAUCCUCAUCAUCAACCAUCUCUCAACAACAACAACAACAGCACGCUCAGGCACAGGCUCAACAGCAACAGCAACAGUCUCAGGGACUGUCCGCCUCGCAAUCUGGAUGGGUGCCAUCGGGCAUGAACAAGCAUCACAGCAACAGUCUGCCCGAACUGCACUCUCUUGUGGAAGCAUUCGGUCGCAUCAGUGAAUGGCUGCAGAUGGCACGCGAUGAGCUGUUGCUGCCCAGUCGCAACGUGUUCCCAAACACAAUGUACCAGCCAACGGUGUUGCAGCCUCCCCUCCCAUUCGAAAUCAACGUAAACCUGACUGUAUCCAACUGCGAGCUGGUGUUUAGCGUCUAUGAGCUGCACAUCACAUCGACGCCGCUGGACGGUCAGCGCGGAGCACAGAAUCUUGCCGAUACCAACAGUCCAUCAAAGUCAUUGCGCAAGUCUCAGAAGCUGCAGCCGACACUCUCAUCGUCGUCAAGCUCCCUUCAGCUCUCCAGUGGGUCAGUGCCCCGCUCAUCGUCGCCCGCAUCCGGAGACUCAACAGACGCAUCUAAAGAAUCUCAAGAGACAUCUCAUGCUCACAAUAUUCCACCAUUCCAAACAACCAAGGGAGGAAGUGCUCAAUGGGUCACAGUUAUCGAUCACUCUGAGUUUAGACAGGCCAUUCCAACACUUUUGACCUCAUUCACUCUGUUGACCAAUGCAUAUGAUAUUCUUGCCGAUCUUGGUGAGAAGUUGUUGGUUCUAUCCAACGUCAACUGA